This is a messenger RNA of Leptosia nina, 1434 nucleotides long. NCBI's taxonomy places the organism in Eukaryota, Metazoa, Arthropoda, Insecta, Lepidoptera, Pieridae. The record is from the annotation of a GenBank genome assembly.
AUGGCCGGAGUACUGGCGAGAAUUGUUCAAGGAACAAAAUCUCACCUAGGUAUUGCGGCGCCUCUGGCGACUAUUAGCAAUGGAUCAGUCCGUUUCCAACAAACAGAGAGUCAGGGAAAGACCAAGUUUGGACCGUUGGCAGACAGCGACAGGGUCUUCACUAAUCUUUACGGUCGCCAUGAGUGGAGAUUGAAGGGUGCUAUGGCAAGAGGCGACUGGUACAUGACUAAAAAUAUUUUGGAAAAGGGAACUGAUUGGAUCGUUAAUGAACUCAAAACAUCUGGCCUCCGUGGCCGUGGGGGUGCUGGAUUUCCGACAGGCAUGAAAUGGUCUUUUAUGAAUAAGCCAUCUGAUGGCAGACCAAAGUACUUAGUUGUUAAUGCUGAUGAGGGAGAACCAGGCACAUGCAAAGACAGAGAAAUCAUGCGUCAUGAUCCCCAUAAGUUAGUUGAAGGGUGUUUGAUAGCUGGGCGUGCUAUGGGAGCACAAGCCGCAUACAUUUAUAUUAGAGGAGAAUUUUACAAUGAAGCCAGUAACUUGCAAGUUGCUAUUGCAGAGGCUUAUCAAGCUGGUUUAAUUGGUAAGAAUGCUUGUGGUUCUGGCUAUGAUUUUGAUGUGUUUGUCCAUCGUGGGGCUGGAGCUUACAUCUGCGGUGAGGAGACAGCUCUGAUUGAGUCCAUAGAGGGUAAACAGGGCAAGCCACGAUUGAAGCCUCCAUUCCCAGCUGAUGUGGGUCUAUUUGGUUGUCCCACUACUGUGAACAAUGUAGAGACAAUUGCUGUAGCGCCUACGAUAUGCCGUCGUGGUGGUCAAUGGUUCGCUUCUUUCGGUCGACCACGUAACUCUGGUACGAAACUCUUCAAUAUCUCAGGCCAUGUGAACACACCCUGCACCGUUGAGGAGGAGAUGAGUAUACCACUUAAGGAGCUUAUUGAGCGUCAUGCUGGAGGCGUUUGCGGAGGAUGGGAUAAUUUGUUGGCUAUCAUACCUGGUGGGUCUUCUACCCCACUUAUUCCUAAAGACGUCUGCGAAACAGUGUUAAUGGACUUCGACGGUCUGGUAGCGGCCCAGACAUCGCUCGGCACAGCCGCCAUCAUUGUCAUGGAUAAGUCUACGGAUAUAGUGAAGGCGAUCGCUCGCCUCAUCAUGUUCUAUAAACACGAAUCGUGUGGCCAAUGCACGCCGUGUCGCGAGGGUGUCUCGUGGAUGAACAAGAUUAUAUACAGAUUCGUCGAAGGCAACGCGUCGCCAAAGGAAAUUGACAUGUUAUGGGAGAUCUCGAAACAGAUUGAAGGUCACACAAUUUGUGCAUUAGGAGACGGUGCGGCAUGGCCCGUUCAAGGUCUUAUUAGGCAUUUUAGACCAGAGUUAGAGAGACGCAUGGAAGCGUACUCAAUGACCCAUGGACCCAGCAAAGCCGAGCGCUUGUACUAG